AUGCUGUCCCCCUCCGCCAGCGCCGCGGGUGUCCCGGUGCUUGAGGAUAGAACCAGCGCACGGCGGAGCCGCUGGCACCGAAGACAUCGCACCGGGCGGCGGCGGCGCCGUUCCUCUGCCUCCAGAGCAUCACAGAGCCGGGCACUGCGCCGCCCGGGCCUGCCAAGAAAAGGAGGCCCCCCCGUCCCGCCCCGCCCAAAGGCAGAUCAGCCACACUCACCCCCGGCCCCGCAGAAAAAGCCUGGGCUGCCAGGCCGCCUCCUUUAUAACCUCGCCCCGCCCCCACGUGACCGACAGUGGGCGGGCUCUGCCGCACUUGGCCAGCCGCCCGGCCAAUCCGCGACCCGCGCGACCCAGGCGGGCCAAUGGGAGGCGGGGCCCGCAUUCGAACGCCCGCUCCUGGGCUGGGAGAGUCAUGUGACUGGGAGGCGGGGCGGCAGCACGCGGUUCCUCCCCGGAAGUGGCGGCGGCGGCAUGGGCGCCCCCGGGGGGAAAAUCAACCGGCCUCGCACGGACCUGAAAAAGAAGCUCUUCAAGAGGCGCCGGGUGCUGAGCCGCGAGAAGCGGAAGCGGCGCCGGAUUGUGGGGGCAGUGGUGGACGAGGGGCUGAUCACCGUGCACCACCUCAAGAAGCGAUCGUCCAGCUCCCGCGCCAACAUCACUCUGUCGGGGAAGAAGCGCAACAAGCUCCUGAAGCAGCUUCGUCACACCGCCAAGGAGAAGGCUACCAUGCAAGUUGAUGCUGCUGCAAAGCCGGAGGGAAUGACGGCGCGAUCCGGGAGGAGACGGAAGCCGCCAGGCUCCCAGGACGUGGAGAUGAAGGAUGCGGGGGCCAAGCUGGACACGGAGAACUGAACCCUCCGGGAGGCUGGAGGCAGCUCUGCCAGCUGCGAUGGGGCAUGUGCCCGGGGACUUGGUGGCCCAGUUUCGCUGCCGGCAGGUGGGAGCUAUCCUGCUCCCCGGCUCUGACUGGGUUGAUUCCUGCCUGGACUCUUUGGAGCGAGUGGGUGCUUCUCAGCUAUUCUCUGCUCGAGUCGUCGCUUCCCCAGCACCGGAGGAAGGGGCUGGCUGAUUUUUGCCGUGAGGCGGACGAGGCUGCUGUGAAAUAAAUGAAGCCAAGAGCUCUGUGUGACA
This is a messenger RNA of Alligator mississippiensis (American alligator), 1134 nucleotides long. RefSeq names its product chromosome 15 C11orf98 homolog (gene C15H11orf98). The transcript has 4 exons. Lineage: Eukaryota; Metazoa; Chordata; Crocodylia; Alligatoridae. The record is from RefSeq and is a predicted model, not a curated record. The coding region runs from base 1 to 855 and encodes 284 amino acids.